AUGCACGUCCCAAACACCUUUAAAAUCAUCGCCCUACUUGCCCCGGUUUUCUUCCAAUCGACAUCGGGAUGGUCGUUCACUCUUUACAACGAUACGGGUUGCGGUAACUCUACGGCUCCCAAUACAAACGGAGAUACCGUGCAACGAACUGGCGAUGUGGACUGUGAUUCAGUUCCCAAUGCCGAACAGCAGAAGUCAAUCCUCGGUAACAUUGCAAAUGGUACUGAGUGCAGGAUCUCGUUCUACCCACGAGAAGGCUGCGGUGAUAAGGUCGCGUUCGGUCUCACUCAGUAUACCACAUCUUGUCUUUCUAUAGAUGACUUCACCACACCACUUGCUUAUUUCAAAGCUACCGAUUGCGCAUGA
Hypoxylon trugodes is the source of this 366-nucleotide messenger RNA. RefSeq lists its product as uncharacterized. Bases 1 to 366 code for a protein of 121 amino acids. Lineage: Eukaryota; Fungi; Ascomycota; Sordariomycetes; Xylariales; Hypoxylaceae. The record is from RefSeq and is a predicted model, not a curated record. The transcript has a single exon.